AUGUCAAGAGUUGUUUCUUUAAUUCAAGGCAACAUCGUGACUCCUUCGGAGGUCAUCUAUGAUGGUUUUGUGGUUGUCGCAGACGGUGUUAUUGAAAAUGUGGGUGGCUCUGCGUCGUUGCCUUCGGAGAAUGAUCUACAGCAGCGCUACGAUAACGCCCAGAUCGAGAUUGUGGAGGGGGGCUUUAUCCUUCCCGGUUUUGUUGACAUACACAACCAUGGAAUAGGAGGUGCCGACGAUGUUAUUGGCUACUGGACGAACCCCGAAUAUACUCUCAGAGAGCUUGCACGGUGCGGAACACUUUGUGCUUUGGCAUCCAUUGUCUUUUCAGAUGAUCACAAACACCUUGUCAAAAAAUGUAUUGAAGAAGUUGAGAAGCGUGUGGGUGCUUAUAUU
This is a messenger RNA of Trypanosoma cruzi, 396 nucleotides long. Its product is annotated as N-acetylglucosamine-6-phosphate deacetylase-like protein, putative. The annotation marks the transcript as partial. The transcript has a single exon. Gene Ontology annotation, molecular function: hydrolase activity, acting on carbon-nitrogen (but not peptide) bonds. The record is from RefSeq and is a predicted model, not a curated record. NCBI's taxonomy places the organism in Eukaryota, Euglenozoa, Kinetoplastea, Trypanosomatida, Trypanosomatidae.